UCACCAUCUUUACGUCCCUAAACUAACCUCUCCAUCCAUCCAUCCUUCCUUCUCUUUUAAAAAGCCCACAAGAGGCCACUCAUUGCCAUAAUAUCUCUCAUGUUUUUCUAAGCUUACAAUCUUCAAACAAACAAGUUGUUAGGUUGGAGAUAUAUAUAUAUACAUAUAUAUAUGGAAACUUUUGUUCUCAAUUGCUAUCUCUUCCUUUGCUUCUCUCUCAUUCUUAUUUCUGAUGCUGAAAUUUCAAGCAAGAUAGGAAUAAACUAUGGCCAACUUGGGAACAAUCUUCCAGCUCCAAAUCUUGCCAUUGAAAUGAUGAACUCCAUGAGAGUUGGAAGAGUGAAAUUAUAUGAUGCCAACCAUGAAAUCUUAAGCAAUUUAUCAAAAACAAAGUUUCAAGUUUCCAUUAUGAUUCCCAACAAUGAAAUUUCAGGCAUUGCUAACAACCAAACAAGAGCUGACCAAUGGAUCUUAAACAACCUUCUUCCAUUUUAUCCUCAAACAAUGAUUCGUUUCAUUCUCGUCGGAAAUGAAGUUUUGAGCCUUGAUUCUGAUAUUGAUCGUCAAGUUUGGAAUGAUCUUGUCCCAGCCAUGAGAAGGAUUUGGAGUUCCCUUAAAGCUAAUAACUUGCAGAUCAUUCGAGUCGGAACUCCGGUCGCUAUGGACGUUUUGGAAACCACAUUUCCCCCGUCGAGAGGGACGUUUAGGUCGGAUAUUCAACGGACCGUCGUGGCUCCGAUGUUGGACUUCUUGAACGAAACCAGAUCUUUCUUUUUCGCGAACGUGUAUCCAUACUUUGCAUGGGCAGCAGACCCCAUGAAUAUCAACUUGGAUUUCGCUCUUUUCAAUGGAAACUUUGAACAGAUCGAUGGGGGAAGUGGGCUUGUGUAUACUAAUCUUUUGGAUGAAAUGCUGGAUUCUCUCAUCUUUGCCAUGGCCAAACUUGGCUAUCCAGAUAUUCGUCUCGUUAUAUCAGAGACCGGGUGGCCAACCGCUGGAGAUAUGGAACAACCAGGUGCCAAUCUCCUCAAUGCGGCAACCUACAAUCGAAAUCUAGUAAAGAGGAUAACGGCAAAGCCUACAGUCGGGACACCAGCGAGACCAAAGGUAGUGAUACCAACGUUCAUAUUUUCUCUCUUCGACGAGAACCAAAAGCCAGGAUCAGGGACAGAGCGACAUUGGGGGCUAUUGAGCUCCGAUGGGAGUCCAAACUACCAAAUCGACUUAACUGGAAAAGAGUCUUCGGUUGAAUACGAUCCGCUACCAGUGGUGGAGAACAAUAUGCCAUUUAGGGGAAGGUUGUGGUGUGUGGCAGCGAGAGGCGUGGAUUUGAUGGAGCUCGGGGCAACAGUGGAUGACGUGUGCGGUCGAGGAGACGGGACGUGCGAGGCGCUGUCGCCGGGGAGGGAGUGCUAUGAGCCAGUAUCAGUGUAUUGGCAUGCAAGCUAUGCUUUUAGUUCAUAUUGGUCAAAGUUUAGAAGCCAAGGAGCAAGCUGUUAUUUCAACGGACUUGCUGAGCAAACAACUACUGAUCCUAGUAAUGGUUCAUGCAGGUUCCCAAGUGUGACAUUCUAAAGAGAACUUCUCAUAGGGGCGUUGGCCAUUUUAAAGCAUAUUAUUGGUGCUGUGAUUGUGUGGUAAAACUCACCAGCAUGUUUAUCCAUAAAUUGCAAACUUCAUCUGUAGAUAGAAAGACAAAUGUUCUUGGUGAAAGAAAGAGUACUCCACACUCAGGGGAUCCUAAGUUUCAUCAAGAGGAAGUUUCACGUUUGGAGGAAACUUAAGUGAUCAUUCUCUCAAUUGAGCUUUUUAAGUGUGUAGCUGUAUUAACUUUAAUUGUAAUUUAUUAACUUUACUUUGUUCAAUUAUAUAUAUUGCACAAAAUUGGAUUACCAAACUUUGUAUUGUGUUUUGUUUUACGUGUAUUGUUUCGUGAUGUUUUCAAAAACAUUGUAUAACAUCACGCAUAACAAUUUAAUCAUGUAUAUUAGAUAACCUAAAAUUUCAAUAAGUAUAAAACCAAUCUCAUUACCACC
Cucumis sativus (cucumber) is the source of this 2036-nucleotide messenger RNA. RefSeq names its product probable glucan endo-1,3-beta-glucosidase A6. The transcript is spliced from 6 exons. Gene Ontology annotation, molecular function: hydrolase activity, hydrolyzing O-glycosyl compounds. Gene Ontology annotation, biological process: carbohydrate metabolic process. The record is from RefSeq and is a predicted model, not a curated record. Lineage: Eukaryota; Viridiplantae; Streptophyta; Magnoliopsida; Cucurbitales; Cucurbitaceae. Gene Ontology annotation, cellular component: plasma membrane. The coding region runs from base 172 to 1575 and encodes 467 amino acids.